Messenger RNA from Aspergillus calidoustus, 1500 nucleotides. Lineage: Eukaryota; Fungi; Ascomycota; Eurotiomycetes; Eurotiales; Aspergillaceae. The record is from the annotation of a GenBank genome assembly.
AUGAUUUCACUUAAGACUGUUCUUGCUAUCUUUGCGGUGCUGCCGGGUGGCGUUUACGCCCGAGAAUGCACAACAACAACCAACAAUACCCCACUCACCAUCUCGACACCAUCUGAUCUAACCGUCUUCGACGGCUGCACGUCCAUCACCGGCGACAUCGUUAUCGACACCUCGUUCAGCGGCUCCUUCAUCCUUAACGGAGUUACUCACUUCAAUGGGUCGAUCUCCAUGGAUGAGAAGGUCUGGGCCAUUGACCUCCUCGCGAUUGAGAUGGUCGAUCUCCUGGAAAUUACGAGGCUGAGGCUCCCGCAGUCGUGGGGCCUUAAGAGUCUGAAUCUCAUGAAUGUUCAGCAUGUGGAGGAGCUAUCGUUUAUCCAAGGCGUACAGGACGCUGUGUUUGAUCUAAAUGCGCUAAAGUCCGCGGGGAGAAUCGAGAUGGCGGGAUUGUGGACGAGCAUAUCCCUCCCCACGCUAGAAACAGCCUCUAGCCUCACAAUCGCCACAGAUCCCUCCUGGAACCCCACGCCGCGAGCCCCGCUUCGAAUCCACCUCCCCUCGCUAAGAGAAGCGGGCUGGAUGAGUAUCCGCGGCUAUGUGAGCAGACUUGAGACACCGGAGCUGAAAACAAUUGGCACGCGUGAUAGCGCCGAGACGGAGCGGAGCGGGAUGGAGGUAUACGUGAACUAUACGGACCUCAAGGGCGUUGAAUUAGUUGCGUUGCAGAAGUUGUAUGGGGAGUUGGUGCUUGAGGGGUUUAUUUCGGGAGUAACUCUCGGCAUCAUGUCCGAGACAAACGCAACAAUCACAAUCCACUCCUCAUCCUCCAUGUGGAUAUCAUCUAGCCUGGAAACCGCGGGGGUGAUAGACAUCUCUGGCGAGCUUGAGACCAUCAACCUCGCAAACCUCAUCUCCGCCCAGUCCUUGACUAUUGACUCAACUACAACAACUACAUGCCCCUCAAACCUCAUCAAACUCUACGAGAACCUAAACUCCCCUUCAAAAGCCACGUUCUGCGAUGACGGGUCUACCUCCACAUCGACCUCAAGCCUCGGCGACGAGCUAUUUGACGACGAUUCCUCACCAGGAUAUACACCCCCUUCCUUCGACGACCUCUAUGGCAACUCGGACUCCUCCUCGCCAAGCUCGCCCCGGAACCACGGGAUCCCAACGGCGGUCAUCGUGUGUAUCCCGCUGUUUACUUUCUGCGGAUGCAUGAUUGCGGUGUUUUGCUGUGUGACCAAGUGUGGGCGGCGGAGGGAGAGUAGGGAGUUGAGGGAGGCGCUGGCGCAUGAGCGGGGGCAGGGAGGGAAUGCUGCCGGAACUGGACCUGUUGAUGUUGAGGCGGCGGUUCAGCAACUUCAACCUGCGAUUGUGAGGGAUCGAUUUAGUGGAAAUGGAGCUGGAUACGGAGCUGGACAUGGAGCCAAUAAUGGGCGUCCAUAUGGGCUUUAUGAGACGACGGAUGAUUUGCCGCCGGCCUACUCAGUUGAUAGCAGGUAG